AAGAAGAAGUAGUUUACUCGUAAAGAAAAUAAACAAAUCUUUCUGGCGUUGUUUUCUAUCCCGCAAAUAUUGUGGAAAAACCGCAUUACUUUCGCAACAAAAACAUGGAAUACAGUUCAAAAAAUGCACAUGAACAUCAAUUUCAUAAAAGUUUUGUGUGCGUCGUUUAUCCUGGAAUAGUCCGAAACCCAGAUCGCAUGAUGGAAACAUUGGGAGGAAUUCGCGAAAUAAGCACCACCUUUGGACAGGAGAAACGGAGGCUAGAGCUACGAUUUCGCCCAGACUGCAUCUACUCCAAACCUGCGUUCGGUGAUGGACGGCCUACAACCGGUCUUGUACUGAAGGUGAAGGUGCAACGUCGAAAAUCACAACCAGAGUACCGAUCCAUCAAUUCGGUUAAGAUCAUGGGCUGUGUUCGAAGGUGUUACAAUUUCGAUUCGCUGUGUGACUUUCAACAAUUGCCCGCCUUUCGCAUGCCAACGAGUGGCAAAGUCGAAUGCGUCUACAACGAAAUUGUUCCGAAGGGUGUCAACACUACAAGUCCCUUUGAAAAGCCCACGGACAUUCCAUUUUUUCUGCCACCCGUUAGUUUUAGUCGUAACGAUUCGAUGAACACGUUUGUAUUGCGUGAACCGAAGCAGAGCAAAAUUUCGUCCAUCGAUAGCUGUUAUCGACGAAGAAGACAAAAGCACGGUAUCUACAACACAUUCUCGCUAACGGAACCCAUUCCGGAAAAGGCAACCGUGCAGGCUCAGCAUAUGUUGGCCACGAAAGUCAUUACUGGGGGAGAUAUAGAUAAAGUACGGGCCGCUUUCAAGACGCGCCCCAUUUGGACGAAGAAUGCACUGAUCAACGUUAAUAAGCUCGAGUUCAGUACCCAAACGCUGGGAGUCAUUCUGCCGUCAGUUGCUUUCUACUACGUGAACGGACCGUGGCGAGGAACCUGGGUGCGCUAUGGGUACGAUCCGCGCAAACAUUUCGAGGCACGCGUCUAUCAGCUGCUAGACUUUCGCGUCCGUUCCAUCGGUUCGGUGCAUGAGUGCAUCAAAAUUAAACGACUGUCGCUAACCAAGGUCAACUAUCGUAUGGCAGAAUCAGUGUCGUUGUACAAGGAUGAUGAGCAAAAUUUCGUCAACAGUACAUUCGAUGAGGAUACCGUUCCACCGUACCGGGUGAUAUACUAUCAGUACUGCGACAUUCAUCUGAAAAAGAUUCAGGAGAUGCUGAAAAAAGUCCCAUCACCCAAGAAUGGGACUGUAUGCGACGAACGCAAUGGAUGGCUACCGUACCGGUUCGAUGACCAGUGUCGCAACAUAAUGAUGGAAAUUGUGCUGAACAACAUACGCAGGCUGAGCGAGGAGAAUCCGGAAGUAUGCAGCGCGAUGGAAUCGGUGGAAGACGAUGACGAUGAGGAGGGUGAUGAGGGCGAGAUGUCAGGAUUUGAGGAGGAUGAGGAGGAGGAAAUAGAAGGUAUCAUUGAUUCGAUGGAUGAUGUUACGGAUUAGGGUGCAGCUUUUAAAUAUCAUUUUGUCUUUUGUGUCUGCUUGAAAAAUGUCGCAUAGUACGAAUGGAAUUAAGUGUACUAAAGAAUAUAUGAUUCAUGACGCCCCGA
Messenger RNA from Anopheles funestus (African malaria mosquito), 1612 nucleotides. It is a transcript of the gene l(2)37Cd, whose product is annotated as general transcription factor 3C polypeptide 5. Gene Ontology annotation, cellular component: transcription factor TFIIIC complex. Bases 105 to 1505 code for a protein of 466 amino acids. Gene Ontology annotation, biological process: transcription initiation at RNA polymerase III promoter. NCBI's taxonomy places the organism in Eukaryota, Metazoa, Arthropoda, Insecta, Diptera, Culicidae. The record is from RefSeq and is a predicted model, not a curated record. The transcript is spliced from 2 exons.